AUGUCUACUCAGGACGUCUUUUUACAACUCAAACACCACAUCCUCGACUCCCCCACGGGUGACACCGAGGCUAUCCACGCUGUCAACCUAACAAAAGCUUGCGACAAUGUUACCCACGCAGCCGUCCUAGAAGGCCUCCAUGCCCUAGGCGUAGGCCAGCGGAUGUACAGCUACAUCCGCGACUUCCUUUCCCAACGCACAGCCACACUGACCCUGGGGGACCACCGGCUUUCCCGUGUCUCACUGGGAGCGCGGGGGACGCCUCAGGGUGCUGUGCUGUCUCCUAUCCUCUUCAACAUAGCCAUUCUUCAACUCCCCAACCAACUCUCCCAAGUCUCCGACAUACAUUUCAGCUUGUAUGCCGAUGACAUCACUGUCUGGGCCAACCGAGGCAGUGAUGCCGACAUGGAGCACAACCUGCAGUCGGCCUUCAAAAUCAUCGACUCGUACGUCCACGUGCACGGCCUAGCCUGCUCCCCUUCCAAAUUAGAACUUUUCCUCUUCCGCCCAAGUCACUCAGUCUAG
Dermacentor silvarum is the source of this 525-nucleotide messenger RNA. RefSeq lists its product as uncharacterized. The record is from RefSeq and is a predicted model, not a curated record. Lineage: Eukaryota; Metazoa; Arthropoda; Arachnida; Ixodida; Ixodidae. The coding region runs from base 1 to 525 and encodes 174 amino acids. The transcript has a single exon.